AUGCAGUACAAUACAUCCGAUACCACACGUACUAUUAUCUCCUUGCUAAGUCGUUGGGGAACGAUUAGUGAAAAGACAAAUAAGUUUGCCGGUUGUAUGGCUAAAGUUAACACACAACAUCAAAGUGGUAUAACCGAACAAGAUAAGAUUACCAAUGCGAAGGAUUUGUAUAAAGUGACGCACAAGAAAUCCUUUCUUCUUGAUCAUUGUUGGCUCAUGUUAAAGGACCAACCAAAGUUUUCUAAUCCUAAUGGAAGAUCGAGAGCAUCUGUGCCUCCAACUCCGAAGUCAACAUCUAUUGGUGAAGGGGAUUGUGGGUCCGGACUUGGUGACACUUCCAAUUUUGAGAGGCCAAUUGGUAGGAAGGCCGAAAAGGUUAUCUGUAAAAACAAAGCCAUCGGAAAAGAUGUAGGGGAAUAUUUGACCAAGAAAUUGAAAUUUAUUGAGGAUGUAACUCAAUUGGAAGAGGAAAAAAUGUUUAUUGAGAGGGAAAAACUUGCGAUUGAGAAGAAAAGAAGUGAAGAAAAACUUAAGAUUGAGAAGGAAAGAGUCAUGAUUGAGAAGAAAAAAUUUGAGAUGGAAUAUAUGUUAGAGGAGGAGAGAAUCAUGAUGAAAGAUACAAGUGGCUUGACUGGAGCACAAAAAGCUUUUUAUGAACAACUCUAA
Molecule: messenger RNA, 666 nt
Organism: Quercus robur (English oak)
Lineage: Eukaryota; Viridiplantae; Streptophyta; Magnoliopsida; Fagales; Fagaceae
Product: glutathione S-transferase T2-like
Exons: 2
Coding region: 1-666 (221 amino acids)
Source: RefSeq, a predicted model, not a curated record